UACAAGCCCCAGCGGGCUGCGACGGAACGCGCCCAGGAACACCGGGCCCCCAGCUCGGGCCAGCGCCGGAGGAUCAUCCACAGGGCUAGAUGGCUGCGUCGGGGGCGGGAGCGGAGGUGAGCGGGCGCUAGGGCCGUGCGCCCCCGCCGGCCCUUCCUCCAGCGCUCUGUGGACCCCGCAGAAGGCGCUCGCCUUCCUAGCCCGCAAAGGCGUAAUCGAUUUUUCUCGCUGUGGCAACGGGGAUGUCCCGAAAGAUCCUCUGCUCCGAUAGGGAACUUCGGCCUUCCCUGGCCUGACCUGGAACCUCUCGGAGGGCUGCAGAGUAAGUGCCGCCUCUGCGCUCUGACGGAGGCACGAGGCCUGCGGAAUAGGUCCCUCUGUUCCGACAGGUGCGACACUUAGCGCUCCAUGCCUGCGGGCUCCGGGAGGCAUGGCCUCCCCCAGGGCCGCCACCUCUGCUGGUUGCUCUGUGCUUUCACCUUAAAGCUCUGUCAAGCAGAGGCUCCCGUGCAGGAGGGGAAGCUGUCAGCGAGCACCUCAAAUUUGCCAUGCUGGCUGGUGGAAGAGUUUGUGGUAACAGCAGAGUGCUCUCCAUGCUCUAAUUUCCAGGCUAAAACUACCCCUGAGUGUGGUCCCACAGGGUAUGUAGAGAAAAUCACAUGCAGCUCAUCUAAGAAAAUUGAGUUCAAAAGCUGCCGCUGAGCUUUGAUGGAACAACACUUAUUUUGGAAGUUCGAAGGGGCUGUUGUGUUUGUGGCCCUGAUCUUCUCUUGUCUUGUCAUCAUUCGUCAGCGACAACUGGACAGAAAGGCUCUGGAAAAGGUCCGGAAGCAAAUUGAGUCCAUAUAGCUACAUUCCACCCUCUUAUCCUGGGUCUUAGAGACCCAAUCUCAGACAGUGAAAGUGAAAUGGACUGAUUUGCACUCUUGGUUCUUUGAAGGCUUGUGGUGGAAUCCCCCUUUCCCCGUCGUCUUCUUUCAGAUCAUUAAUGAGCAGAAUAAAAAGAGUAAAAUGGUUUCCUUCCCUUCUGUAACUUGGAGCAGGAAGUCAUGGGAGCAGAGAGGGAAAGGAGGUGGCUACUUAAGGCCCCAAUCUACCAAGUCUUCCCCACUACUUCUCCCUUGUUUUCCCCCUCUUCUACCACUUAUUUCAGACUUCUGGGAUACAAUUUCAGUUAAAACGUUUAUUUAUCACUCAAAACUUAUUUCCCCUCAACCCUAUCCCCAAAGAAGAAAUAAAAUCAUAGAUACAUAACAAAA
Molecule: messenger RNA, 1259 nt
Organism: Piliocolobus tephrosceles (Ugandan red Colobus)
Lineage: Eukaryota; Metazoa; Chordata; Mammalia; Primates; Cercopithecidae
Product: protein JTB-like
Exons: 2
Coding region: 409-702 (97 amino acids)
Biological process (GO): mitotic cytokinesis
Cellular component (GO): membrane; cytoplasm; spindle
Source: RefSeq, a predicted model, not a curated record